AUGUCUUUCAGGUGGCUCCUUCUCUGUCAUGCUCUGUGCCUCUCCUUGUUGAAAGCUUCGGCCCAUACCGUGGAGCUUAACAAUAUGUUUGGCCAGAUUCAGUCACCUGGCUAUCCAGACUCCUAUCCGAGUGAUUCAGAGGUGACUUGGAAUAUCACUGUCCCAGAGGGAUUUCGGAUCAAGCUUUACUUCAUGCACUUCAACUUGGAAUCCUCCUACCUUUGUGAAUAUGACUAUGUGAAGGUAGAAACGGAAGAGCAGGUGUUGGCAACCUUCUGCGGCCAGGAGACUACAGACACAGAGCAGACCCCCGGCCAGGAAGUCGUGUUCUCCCCUGGCUCCUUCAUGUCCAUCACUUUCCGGUCAGAUUUCUCCAAUGAGGAGCGAUUCACGGGCUUUGAUGCCCACUAUAUGGCCGUGGAUGUGGAUGAGUGCACCGAGCGGGAAGACGAGGAGCUGUCCUGUGACCACUACUGCCACAACUACAUCGGCGGCUACUAUUGCUCCUGCCGCUUUGGCUACCUCCUCCACACAGACAACAGGACCUGCCGAGUGGAGUGCAGUGACAACCUCUUUACCCAGAGGACUGGCGUGAUCACCAGCCCGGACUUCCCCAACCCUUAUCCUAAGAGCUCAGAAUGCUUCUACACGAUAGAGCUAGAGGAGGGUUUCAUGGUCAGCCUGCAGUUCGAGGACAUUUUCGACAUUGAGGAUCAUCCCGAGGUGUCCUGCCCCUAUGACUACAUCAAGAUUAAAGCUGGUCCAAAAGUUUUGGGGCCCUUCUGUGGAGAGAGAGCACCAGAACCCAUCAAUACCCAGAGCCACAGCGUCCAGAUCCUAUUCCGCAGCGACAACUCAGGGGAGAACCGGGGCUGGAGGCUCUCAUACAGGGCGACAGGGAACGAGUGCCCAGAGCCAGAGCCUCCUGUCCACGGGAAAAUUGAGCCCCUGCAAACCACGUAUUCCUUCAAAGACCAGGUGCUCAUCAGCUGUGACACAGGCUACAAAGUGCUGAAGGAUAAUGUGGAGAUGGAUACAUUCCAGAUCGAGUGUCUGAAGGAUGGGACGUGGAGUAACAGGAUUCCCACCUGUAAAAUUGCAGACUGUGGAGCCCCAGCAGAGCUGAAACAUGGGCUGAUCACCUUCUCCACCAGGAACAACCUUACCACAUAUAAAUCUGAGAUCCAGUACUCCUGCCAACAGCCGUACUAUAAGAUGCUCCACAAUAUCACAGGUAUAUAUACCUGUUCUGCCCAAGGAGUCUGGAUGAAUGAAGUACUGGGGAGAAGCCAGCCCACAUGCCUGCCAGUGUGUGGGGUCCCCAAGUUCUCCCGAAAGCUGAUGGCCAGGAUCUUCAAUGGACGCCCAGCCCAGAAAGGCACCACCCCCUGGAUUGCCAUGCUAUCAUACCCAAAUGAGCAGCCCUUCUGCGGGGGCUCCCUUCUAGUAUCCAGCUGGAUCGUGACUGCCGCUCACUGCCUCCACCAGUCGCUCGAUCCCGAUUACCCAGUCCUACAUGACUCAGACCUGCUCAGACCUUCUGACUUCAAAAUCAUCACGGGCAAGCACUGGAGGCACUGGUCGGAUGGGAACGAACAGCAUCUUAGGGCCAAACACCUCUUCCUCCAUCCCCUGUAUGACCCCAACACGUUUGAGAAUGACGUGGCUCUGGUGCAGCUGCUGGAGAGCCCGGUGCUGAGCGACUUUGUGAUGCCCAUCUGUCUGCCUGAGGGCCCCCCCCCCCCAGGAAGCAUGGUCAUCGUCAGUGGCUGGGGAAAGCAGUUCUUGCAAAGGUUCCCAGAGACCCUGAUGGAGAUCGAAAUCCCAAUUGUGAACCACCGCACAUGCCUGGAGGCCUAUGCCCCUCUGAAGAGGAAAGUGACCAGGGACAUGAUCUGUGCUGGGGAGAAGGAAGGGGGAAGGGAUGCCUGUGCAGGGGACUCGGAUAAGGAGAGAGGCCAGUGGUACCUGGUGGGCACCGUGUCCUGGGGCAAGGACUGUGGAAAGAAGGACCACUAUGGGGUGUAUUCCUAUAUCUACCCCAAUAAGGACUGGAUCCAGAGGGUCACCAGGAUGAGGAAUUGA
Molecule: messenger RNA, 2085 nt
Organism: Callorhinus ursinus (northern fur seal)
Lineage: Eukaryota; Metazoa; Chordata; Mammalia; Carnivora; Otariidae
Source: RefSeq, a predicted model, not a curated record